This is a messenger RNA of Ichthyophthirius multifiliis, 1536 nucleotides long. RefSeq lists its product as hypothetical. The transcript is spliced from 3 exons. The record is from RefSeq and is a predicted model, not a curated record. Lineage: Eukaryota; Ciliophora; Oligohymenophorea; Hymenostomatida. Gene Ontology annotation, molecular function: protein binding; palmitoyltransferase activity.
AUGGAAAAAACUUUUAUUUAAUCAUGUUUUGAAUAAAACAUUGAAAAAAUAAAUUAAAUUUUAAUCGAAAAUAAUCACUAAUUUUUAUUAAAUAAUAUAAAAGACUCAAAACAAUAUAAUUGUUUGCAUUAUGCCUGUUUUUAUGAUAACAUAGAAUUAUUUGAUAUAUUGUUUUGCCAUUUAGAUUUCUAAAUAUAAAAUAAUAUUAUCCAAAAAAUAUAAGUUAAAGAAUUAUCUGAAGAAUAAAAUUACGACUAAUAUACUCCUUUUCAUAUUGCAGCAUAUAAAGGAAAUUUAAAAAUGAUUCAAAAAAUGCUUUCUUAUAAAAUAAAUUACCUAGUAUUGGCUAAAGGUGGAUUAAAUGUAUUACAUUUAGCAGCAUAAGGAAAUUAACCAUAAAUUAUACAUUAUUUUGUAAAACUUGGAAUGGAUAUUAAUAAAAAAACUAAUUCAGGGGGUACUCCUUUACAUUAUGCUUGCUUUUCAAGAUCAGAAGAAACAGUACUUUAUUUAAUUCCGAAUGGAAGUAAUAUAAAUCAAUAAGAUAAUGAUGGAAAUACUCCUAUACAUUUUAUUGCAAAUUAAGGUUAGUGUCCUUAUUUGGCAAUUAAAAUGAUUAAUAAAGGGGCUAAUCCUUAUAUUAAAAAUAAUUAAUAGAUUGAUGCAGUACAAAUUGCUUUUUAGAAAAAAGAUAAAUAAAUUUAUAAUAUUUUAUAGUUGAAAAAUGGAUUUUUGGAAUAUAUUCAUUUAAAAAAACCUAUAAAUCCUGUAAAAAAAACACAUAUUCCAUUAUUUAUUUUUCUAUUUAUAUAUUUAUCAAUGACUUCUUUUAAUAUUUUGUUUACAUUUCCAUAUGAUUUAUUUUUAAUAAUAUUAUUUUUAUUGUUUUUUAUUUUGAGUUUUUUUUCAUUUAUUUUUAGUUGUCUUAAAAAUCCGGGAUAUAUAUCACUAAAUAACCAAUAACAUACAUUAGAAUAUUAAUUAUAAUGUUUAUAAAAAUAUAAAGAAAAUAAAUAAAUUUGCUAUGAUUGUAUUAUUAUAAAGCCCUUAAGAUCAAAACAUUGUGAUUUUUGUUAAAAAUGUGUUAUUGUAUAUGAUCAUCAUUGCCCUUGGGUUAAUAAUUGUAUUGGAGCAAAAAACUAUUUUAUUUUUUUCAUAUUUAUAAUUACACUUUUUAUUUAUUUUAUGAUUAUUGCUAUUUAAUGUUGUCUAUGUAAUUUUUAUUAUAUGUAUUUAUAACUAGUUUUUUUUCUUUAUAAAAAAAAAAAAGAUUUUGAUAAAAAUUAAGUUAAUAGAUUCGGAUUAGAAUUAAAUUAAAAAAUAUAUAUUUUUUGCAUAAAAUUAAUUGUAUUUAUUCAAUUGUUUUAGGAAUUUUUAUUGAUUUUUUACUUUUGUAAUUUUAUUUUAUUUUAAUGUUAUUUUAAUUUAAUUAAUUAAAAAAAAUUAUAAUUAAUAUUUUUUUUUAAUAAAAAAGAAUUCUUAUAAAUGUCUAAAUAUAAAAUAUUUUGUAAGGAAAAACUACAUAUGAAAGGAUGA